Molecule: messenger RNA, 8484 nt
Organism: Perognathus longimembris pacificus (Pacific pocket mouse)
Lineage: Eukaryota; Metazoa; Chordata; Mammalia; Rodentia; Heteromyidae
Gene: Cenpe
Product: centromere protein E
Exons: 49
Coding region: 24-8075 (2683 amino acids)
Biological process (GO): microtubule-based movement; mitotic cell cycle
Cellular component (GO): microtubule
Molecular function (GO): microtubule binding; plus-end-directed microtubule motor activity; ATP binding
Source: RefSeq, a predicted model, not a curated record
GCCUUCACCCUCCACCAGACGCCAUGGCUGAGGAGGCGGCGGUGGCGGUGUGCGUGCGAGUGCGGCCGCUCAACCCCAGGGAAGAAGAACUUGGAGAAGCUACCCAAGUUUACUGGAAAACUGGCAAUAAUGUCAUUUAUCAGGUUGAUGGGAGUAAAUCCUUCAAUUUUGAUCGUGUCUUUCACAGUAAUGAAACUACUAAAAAUGUGUAUGAAGAAAUAGCAGUACCUAUCAUCGAUUCUGCUAUCCAAGGCUACAAUGGUACCAUCUUUGCCUAUGGGCAGACUGCUUCAGGGAAAACACACACUAUGAUGGGUUCAGAAGAUUGUUUAGGAGUUAUACCCAGGGCAAUUCAUGACAUUUUCCAGAAAAUGAAAAAGUUUCCUGACAGAGAAUUUCUCCUACGGGUGUCUUACAUGGAGAUAUACAAUGAAACCAUUACAGACUUACUCUGCAACACUGAAAAAAUGAAACCUUUGAUAAUUCGGGAGGACAUCAAUAGGAAUGUAUAUGUUGCUGAUCUCACAGAAGAAGUGGUUUACACAUCAGAAAUGGCUCUGAAAUGGAUCACAAAAGGAGAAAAAAACAGACACUAUGGAACAACAAAAAUGAACCAAAGAAGCAGCCGUUCUCACACCAUCUUCAGGAUGAUUUUAGAAAGUAGAGAGAAAGGUGAGCCUUCUAACUGUGAUGGAUCCAUCAAGGUUUCUCACUUGAAUUUGGUGGAUCUGGCAGGCAGUGAGAGAGCUGCUCAAACAGGAGCUGAAGGAAUGCGACUGAAGGAAGGCUGUAACAUUAAUCGGAGCUUAUUUAUUUUGGGACAAGUGAUCAAGAAACUUAGUGAUGGACAAAUUGGUGGUUACAUAAAUUAUCGAGAUAGCAAAUUAACACGAAUUCUUCAGAACUCCUUGGGAGGAAAUGCGAAGACACGUAUUAUCUGCACAGUUACUCCAGUGUCUUUUGAAGAAACCCUUAGUACUCUCCAAUUUGCCAGCACUGCUAAGUAUAUGAAAAAUACCCCUUAUGUCAAUGAGGUAUCAAAUGAUGAAGCUCUUCUGAAAAGAUACAGGAAAGAAAUCAUGGAUCUUAAAAAACAGUUAGAAGAGGUAAACAUAAGGACUCGAGCCCAGGAAAUGGAAAAAGACCAAUUGGCCCAACUUUUGGAUGAAAAAGACUUGCUACAAAAAGUGCAGGAUAAGAAAAUUGAGAACCUAACACAGAUGCUGGUGACCUCGUCUUCUCACACAUCUCAGCAUGAACUGAGGGCUAAAAAGAAACGAAGAGUUACAUGGUGCUAUGGAAAACUUAGCAAAAUGAAGGACUCAAGCUAUGUAAAUGAAUUUAGUAUGCCAGCAAAUGUAACAACAAGAACACAGACAAAAUCUUUCAGUUUACUGGGAGAAAUUGAUGAGUCUUUCUGCUCUGAGUCUGAUUUCUUCAGUAAUACUCUUGAUCCAUUAAAUGAGACAGAGUGGAAUUCAGCAACGAAGCUGCUAAGUGAGGAGAACUUAGAAAGUGAGUUAAACUCACUCCGUGCAAAAUAUGAUGACUUGAUAUUAGACUAUGAACAACUAAGAAGAGAAAAUGAAGAAAUGAGUUUGAAAUUGAAAGAAAAAAGUGAUUUGGAUGAAUUUGAGGCUCUAGAAAAAACAACUGAAAAAGAUCAAGAGAUGCAACUAAUUCAUGAAAUUUCCAACUUAAAGAAUUUAGUUAAACAUGCAGAAGUAUAUAAUCAAGAUCUUGAGAAUGAACUGAGUUCAAAAAUAGAGCUGCUUAGAGAAAAAGAAGAUCAGAUUAAGAAUCUGCAGAAAUGCUUAGACUCCCAGAAAUCAGAAGACAUAAAAAUGGACUUGUCAUACUCAUCGGAAAGCACUGAGGACCUAAAGCAAAUGAGAAAAACUCUUUGUGAUGCUGAAACUGUAGCCCUGGAUGCCAAGAAAGAGGCAGCCUUUCUUAGGAGUGAGAAUCUGGAACUGAAAGAGAAAAUGAAACAACUUGAAAAUGCUUGCAAGCAAAUGGAAGAUGAUAUUCAUUUAUACCAACGCCAAUUGGAGGCAAAAAAGAAAAUUCAAGUUGAUCUGGAUAAAGAAUUACAAUCUGCUUUUAAUGAAAUAACAAAAUUAACCUCCCUUAUGGAUGGCAAAGUUCCAAGAGAUUUGCUCAAUAGUUCAGAACUAGAAAGAAAGAUUGCAGAUCUCCAGAAAGAAUUAAAGAAAGAAGCUGAAGAAAAUGAAGUUUUACAGAAAGAAGUUAAUUUGCUCUCAGAAUUGAAAUCUUUGCCUUCAGAAAUAGAAAUGCUGAAGAAAGAGAUACAUGAGAAAUCUGAAGAGCUGUAUAUAAUAACUUCAGAAAAGGACAAGUUAUUUUCUGAAGUGGCUCUUAAGGAGAGUACAAUUCAAGGUUUACUUGAAGAAAUUGAGAAAACGAAAGAUGGCCCAGCAACUUCUGAUAAAGAAUUUCAUGACUUUAAAGUCCUUCAUGUGGAAUUGGAGCAAAAAUAUAAAAUGGUCCUUGAGGAGAAUAAAAGAAUGAAUGAGGAAGUGGGAACUCUGUCUAAGGAAGCAGAGAGCCUUGGCUUAAGUUUGGAUGCUUUGAAGACUGAGCUUUCUCAGAAGAACCAAGAGCUUCAGCAAAAAGCAACCAAGGAUCAAGCAAUGUUAAAUGACCUAGAACACCUGAAGGAACAAGUAGAAAAUAGAGAUUUGAGGCUUCAAAAUAUAGAACAGGAGAAUGCACUGAUCACUGAGCAACUUCAGCAAACCUUGGAAGAAGUGAGAACAUUAACUAAAGAAAAAGCAGACCUAAAGUACCUCCAAGAGAGCCUGCAAACAGAACGGGAUCAGCUCAGAAGUGACAUCCAGGACACUGUAAACAUGAAUAUAGAUACUCAAGAACAACUGCGAAACGCUCUAGAGUCUUUGAAACAGCACCAGGAAACAGUUAACCUACUGAAAAUGAAAAUUUCUGAAGAGACUUCCCGAAAUUUACAGAUAGAGAACAGAGAAGAAACUACAAGUGAAUUUCAGCAAAAGAUGGCCAGCAUAGAUAAAGAGGCAAACUUGGGAUCCCAAAGCCCCCAAACACGGAUUGCAGAUAUUAAGGAUGAGGAGGUAAUUGAGCAACAACAAAGUAAAAUACAGUCCUUAAUCCAAGAAAAAAAUGAACUCCAACAAAUGUUGGAAAGAAUUACAGCAGAAAAGGAGCAACUGAAGACGGACCUAAAAGAAAAUAUUGAAAUGACCAUUGAAAACCAGGAAGAAUUAAGAAUGCUUGGAGAGGAACUAAAAAAGCAACAAGAAACAGUGGCACAAGAAAAGAACCAAGUCGUAAAGAAAGAUGAAGAGCUUGCUAGGACCCAUGAGAGAUUGAGGGACAUUGAAGAAAUGCUAGAAGAAAAGAGCCAGCAACUCCAAGAAAAACAGAAUCAACUUCUUACCAUUAAAGAAGAGAUGAGUGAGAUGCUGAAAAAGAUGAAUGAAAUGGAGAAGCUAAAGAAUGAAUUAAAGAAUCAAGAAUUAACUUUGGAACAUAUGGAAAGAGAGAAGCUGGAAUUGGCUCAGAAACUUAAUGAAAAUUAUGAGGAAAUUAAAUAUAUAACCAAAGAAAGAAAUGACCUAAAGGAAUUACAGGGAUCAUUUGAAAUAGAAAGAGACCAGCUUAAAGAAUAUAUAAGAGAAAUCGAAACUACAAGCCUACAAACAAAGGAAGAAUUAAAUAUUGCUCACAUACAUCUAAAAGAGCAUGAAAACACUAUUGAUGCACUACGAAAAAGCAUUUCUGAGAAAGAAGCUCAAAUAGUGAAGACUCAGAACUUGGAAAAGUCAGAUAGUGAUUUACAAGAAAAGGUAUCAGAGCUUCAUGAAGAACAAGAGCUUCUUCGAACUGUGCAAGAAGACGAGACUCAGAAAACGGUGAAUAAACUCGAGCUACUGGAAAAAUACUCCCAAACCACAAAUUCAACACUACUGGAAAGCAGUGAGAUGGAAAUGCUCAAGCUGGCUGAGAAACUUCAAAAAAGUCAGGAAGAGAUACAGUCUCUAACCAAGGAAAGAGAUUACCUUAAACAGAUAAAAGAAACACUUCAAGUUGAAUACAACCAGCUGAAAGAAGACAUCAAAGAAACAUUGGCUAAUAUCCAAGAAGCUCAAGACCAAAAAGAAGAGUCCUUGAAUAUGGAAGAAAAAGAUCAGACUACUAAAAUGAUGAGUGAGAUGGAGCAGUUGAAGGCACAAUUCCAUGCCAAAGCUUCCACACUACUCACAGUAGAAAUGGAAAAGCUCAACUUGUCUGAGAAACUUGAAGAAAGUCACAAGAAAUUGCUGUCACUAGCUAAGGAGAGGGAUGACCUACAGCAACUACAGGAAGUUCUUCGGUCAGAAUGCAGCAAACUCACAGAACACAUAAAAGAAAUCACAGCAAAACACCUGGAAACAGAGGAAGUACUUAAAGUUACUCAAGGUUGCCUGAAAGAACAAGAGGAAAUUGUUGGUUCCCUGAAAAUGAACCUGGCAGACAGGGAAACCGAAAUAUCAAGCAUUCAAAAGGAACUAGAGACAGCCCGUGGCAAGUUACAGGAAAAGAUCCAAGAGCUUUGUGAGAAACAGGAACGACUUAUCUAUGUAAAAGAAAUCAGUGAGACACCAGAAAAACUGAAUGAAGACAAAGGAUUGAAGGAGCUUCUUGGAACCAAAGAUUCAGCCCUCCAAAGUAUAGACAGUGACAGGCUCAAGCUGAAUACGAAACUUGAAGAAAGUCAAAAAGAAAUGAAAGCUCUAACUAAGGAAAGAGAUGAACUGAUAAGGGUUCAGGAGGCCUUACAGGAGGAGAGAGACCAGCUGAAAGAAAACAUGAAAGAUCUGAUCACCAAACUCCAAGAACUUCAGGAAAAAGAACACCAGCAUCUCAUAAUGGAUGCUACUAAUGGAGCUCAGGAAAAGACUUACGAAAUGGAACAUUUGAAAGAGCAACUUGAGGCUCAGAGGUUAAUUCUGGAAAAUACAGAAAUGGAAAACCUAAAGUUGACUGAGAGACUCCAUGAAAACCUGGAAGUAAUGAAAUCUGUAACCAAAGAAAGAGAUGACCUUAGAAACAUGGAAAAGACUCUCAGAGUAGAAAGAGAGCAGCUCCAGGAAGACCUUAAAGAAACCAAAACUAAAGAUCUGGAAAAACAAGAGCAGCUAAGAAUUGCUCAUGUGAAUCUAAAAGAACACCAAGAAACCAUCGAUAAACUCAGAGGAAUUGUUUCUGAAAAGAGAGAUGAAAUAGCAAGUAUGCAAGAAGACUUAGAAAAUGCAAAUGUUGCCCUCAGAGCACAGAUCCUAGAACUUCAAGAGAAAGAACAGCAACUUUUUAAAGUGAAAAAUAAUCUCAGGGAAACUGUUGAUCAAAUGGAACAAUUAAAGAAACAGCUAGAAGCCCAGAAUUCAGCUCUGGAAAGCAUGGAAUCAGAAAAGCUCAGGUUGACUCAGAAACUUCAAGAAAACAUGGAAGAAAUUAGGUUUGUUAAUGAGGAAAAUGGUUGCCUGAGAACUGUGGAGAAAAGCCUCAAAACAGAGAGGGAUCAACUGAGGAACAGCCUUGGGGAAAUAGAGGCCAAGGAGGUAAAGAAGGAAGAGGAGCUGAGAAUUGCACACAGGGAUCUGAAAGAGCACCAAGAAACUAUUGAUAAACUCAAAGUGAUUAUUUCUGAGAAGACAAAGGAAAUAGCAACUAUGAAAAUGGAUUUAGAAAAUUUAUCCGUCAAAUUAAAAGAAAAGACUCAAGAACUUACAGCAAAUGAACAUCAACUUUUUAAGUUAAAAGAAGAUGUCAGAGAAACACAGAAACAAUUCAAGAAUCAAAGCUUAGCUCUGGAUAAAAUGGAAAUGGAAAAUUUAAGUUUGGUUCAGAAACUUCAUGAAAGCCAUGAAGAAUUGAAAUCUGUAAUGAAAGAAAGAGAUGACAUGAGGAGAACAGAGGAGACUCUAAAGCUAGAGAGAGACCAACUCAAGCAAGACCUGCAGAUAGCCAUAACCAGAGAUGUGGAAACACAACAGGAACUGAAAAUUGCUCAUAUGCCUUUGAAAAAACAAGAAACCUUUCAACUCAGUGAGAAAGUUUCAGAAAAUACAACUCACAUUUCAGAUAUUCAGAAGAAUUUAGAUAAAUCCAAAGAUGAACUACAGAAAAAGGAUCAUCAGAAUCACCAAGAGGCAGUAAAAUGUGAAAGGUUAUUAUUAUGUGAUAAAGAACCCCAGCAUACAGAAAGCCUGAGAGAAAAGUGCUUCAAGAUAAAAGAGCUUCUAAAGAGAUACUCAGAGAUGGGUAAUGAUUAUGAGUGCUUGGACAGAUUGUCUCUUGACUUGGAGAAGGAAAUUGAGACCCAAAAGGAGCUUUCAGUCCGAGUAAAAGCAAACCUCUCACGUGCACACCCACAAACCAGAGAGAUUCAAAAACUUCUUUCUGCAAACCAGAGAUGUUCCAUGGAAUUCCACCGAAUCUUAAAGAAACUUAAGUAUGUGUUAAGCCAUGUUGCAAAAGUAAAGGAAGAACAGCAUGAUUCCAUCAAUAGAUUUGAAAUGGAUUAUGUCAAUGAAAUGGAAAAGCAAAGUGAAUUGCAAGAAAAAAUACAGAACCUCCAACUGAAUUCUGACGUGCCAUCCCAAGAAUUAAAGCUCCAAAAAUUAAACCAGAACAUGGAUCAACACAUUGAGGAAAUUCUCAAAGAUUUCUCAGAAAAUGACUUCACCAGCAUGAAGACAGAAUUGCAACAGGUGCUAAGUAACAGGAAAGAAAUGACUCAGUUUUUGGAAGAGUGUUCAAAAACUGCGUUUGAUAUGCAGAAGCUUAAAUGUGGCAUCCAGGAAGAAAACACCAGCAUUUGUCAAGGGAAUAACUUUUAUAAUAACAAGAUAAAUGCCACAAUAAAUGAAUUAUCAGAGUUUGAAGAACGAAGUGCAGCCAGAUGCAAAGAAUGGGAGCAUGACCUGGAAUCAGUGAGAGAGAAAAGUCAAAAACUACUUAACGACUACCAAAUGUUGACAGUCUUCCAGGUGCCUGCAGCCCACGUUACCCCUCCCACCCAAGACAGUGCAAAUCCUCAUGGUACAGCGAGAGCUGUGCAGCUAGCCACAGAGAAAAUUCAGGAGCUGGAAGCUUCCCUCUGUGAAGCUAAAGAAAGUGCUAUCCAGAAGGAAAACAAGAUCAUAAAGAUGCAGAAAGAACUAGAAAUGACCAAUGACAUGAUAGCACAGCUUCAGGCCAGAGUUGAUGAAUCAAACAAAUGCCUUGAAAAACACAAAGAAACAAUCCAUACGCUUCAGGACAAAGUUGCUCUAGGUGCUCAGCCCUAUAAAGAAGAAAUUGAAGAUCUCAAAAUGAGGCUGGUAGAGGUUGACCUUGAGAAAAUGAAAACCACCAAGGAAUUUGAGAAGGAAAUUCAUUCUACCAAAGCCACUGUGGACUAUCAGAAAGAAGUAAUAAGGGUGUUGAGAGAAAACCUUAGGAGAAAUCAACAGGACCAGAAUACUUCAAUGGUAUCAGAACACAGUCACUUUCAGCUCCCAAGUAAACCAUUGACCUGUGGAGGCGGCAGCGGCAUUGUACAAAGCACCAAAGCUCUUAUUUUGAAAAGCGAAUAUAUAAGACUAGAAAAGGAAAUUUCUAAGCUAAAGCAGCAAAAUGAGCAGCUGACAAAGCAAAACAGAGAGCUGUUAAGCAGUAAUCAUCAUCUUUCCAGCGAGGUCAAAACUAGGAAGGAAAUAACCCCCAAGAGAGAGGCUCAGCAAGAAGUACCAUGUGAGAGCUCUUCAGAGUCCCCUAAAGUGAGGGGACCACACUCGAAGAGGAGGCAGAACACGUCAUCUCAUUGCAAGGAGCUGCAAGUGCAAGACACUAUGCCAAAAGACUCACCAAAAUCGUGGUUCUUCGAUAAUCGGUCCAAGUCUUUUCCAGCACCGCAUCCAGUUCGCUAUUUUGAUAACUCCAGCUUAGGCCUUUGCCCAGAAGAACAAACUGCAGGAGCAGAGAAUGUGGACCCUAAGUGGCUCAGACACACCUCUUCAGGGAAAGAUGAGCCUGAAUGCAAAAUCCAGUAGGCCCCGCCCUCGUUCUCCUGCCUCCGGAGCCUGGUGCACCUCCUUGGGAAAGGACUUUCUGUGCCUCCCCAGUACAACUCAAUUUUAGUUGAAUUUUCACUUUGCCUCUCACAGAAAGAUGAAGGAACAAGAUAGUAAUUUAUUUUAGUAAUUUUCAGUGGUGAUAGCAGUGCCUUCUUCAUGUGGUAAUACUUUUAAAAGUUGGACUUUAUAUUUAUUUAUAUGUAUAAUAAAGAAGAAACUUACUGAAGGAAAUUUCCUGUCUUUCCAUGUUGUCAUAAAAUCUAUAUUUUUAUUAAUUUGGAAUUAUCUAUGUAGGAUUUAGAAAUAAUUCUAAAACAUGGCACGUAAGUCAAUAACAUUGACAAAAUUGUAACUACGGUUUUAGUACCUUGAACACUCAAUAAAU